Messenger RNA from Chlorocebus sabaeus (green monkey), 2205 nucleotides. Lineage: Eukaryota; Metazoa; Chordata; Mammalia; Primates; Cercopithecidae. The record is from RefSeq and is a predicted model, not a curated record.
GCGCUUCCGCGGGGGUCCCGGGGUUCCCAAGUGGGGGGCGGGUGGCGAGCCCUCCCAGGGGUGCGGUAGGAACGGCGCCGCGUCUCACCCCCCUCGAGUAGUCGGCGCCCGGCCGAGCCCAGCUCGCGAGGGCGCCGGGAAGAGGGAAGCGUGGAGCCCUAGACCCGCGUUCCCAUCCCGGGGUGUCCCCCGGAGCGGGAGCCCGGGUUGCGCGGUGGCAGAUGUCGCGGCCGUGGGGCCUGGAAGCGAUUUUUGCCGAGUCACGCACUGCACUUUUAGUCGGGCACCUUGUGACCUCGAAUCAAUUACAUGUAAAAGUAUUGGCCGGGCGCGGUGGCUCACGCAUGUAAUCCCAGCACUGUGGGAGGCCGAGGCGGGUGGAUCACAAGGUCAAGAGAUCGAGACCAUCCUGGCUAACACGGUUCUGGAGGACACGUGCCGGCGACAGGACUUCAACCCCUGUGAAUAUGAUCUGAAGUUUCAGAGGAGUGUGCUCGACCUUUCUCUGCAGUGGAGAUUCGCCAACCUACCCAACAAUGCCAAGCUGGAGAUGGUGCCUGCUUCCCGGAGCCGUGAGGGGCCUGAGAAUAUGGUUCGCAUCGCUCUGCAGCUGGACGAUGGCUCCAGGCUGCAGGACUCUUUCUGUUCAGGCCAGAGCCUCUGGGAGCUUCUCAGCCAUUUUGCACAGACCAGGGAGUGCCUGCAGCACGCCAGCGGGGCCACCCCAGUCUGCGUGUACACGAGGGACGAGGUGAUGGGUGAAGCUGCCCUGCGGGGCACGACGCUGCAGUCGCUGGGCCUGACCGGGGGCAGCGCCACCAUCAGGUUUGUCAUGAAGUGCUGCGACCCUGUGGACAAGACCCCAGGAAGCCUGGGCUCGUCAGUGUCGUCGGUGUCGGCUGGCCAGGCAGCUGCCAGCACUUCGCUUCCCUUGGAGUCUGGAGAGCUCAGCCGCGGCGACUUGAGCCGUUGGGAAGACGCGGACACCUCAGGGCCCUGCUUCAAGGACACUCAGGAGAAGCAGAGCACGAGGGCGCCCGCACCUGCCCCCUUUGUUCCUUUCUCAGGCGGGGGACAGAGACUGGGGGGUCCUCCUGGGCCCACGAGGCCUCUGACAUCAUCUUCAGUCACGUUGCCAAAGACCCUCUCCAGCCCCGGAGGCCCCUCCAAGCCAAAGAAGUCCAAGUCGGGCCAGGAUCCCCGGCAGGAGCAGGAGCAGGAGCAGGAGCAGGAGCAGGAGCCGGAGCCGCCCGUGGACCUGGAGCCCGUGGACCGGGAGCCUGUGGUGUGCCACCCUGACCUGGAGGAGCGGCUGCAGGCCUGGCCAGCGGAGCUGCCUGAUGAUUUCUUUGAGCUGACGGUGGAUGACGUGAGAAGGCGCUUGGCCCAGCUCAAGAGUGAGCGGAAGCGCCUGGAAGAAGCACCCUUGGUGACCAAGGCCUUCAGGGAGGCGCAGAUAAAGGAGAAGCUGGAGCGCUACCCAAAGGUGGCUCUGAGGGUUCUGUUCCCCGACCGCUACGUCCUACAGGGCUUCUUCCGCCCCAGCGAGACAGUGGGGGACUUGCGAGACUUCGUGAGGAGCCACCUGGGGAACCCCGAGCUGUCGUUUUACCUGUUCAUCACCCCUCCAAAAACAGUCCUGGACGACCACACGCGGACCCUCUUUCAGGCCCUACCCCACCUGGACCCUCUGAAAUGUUCCUCGUUGACAAAUGGUCUUGCAGAAGGUGGGAUGGCUCCUGCAGUCCCCGCUCCUGCUCUGUGGUGGAUGCCCCGUCUCUCCUGGGCACCGUGGUGCCGCCUGCCUCCCAGGCAAACCUCUUCCCGGCCGCUCUGGUACACUUCGGAGCCAAGGAGCCGGCAGGUGUCUACCUGGAGCCUGGCCUGCUGGAGCACGCCAUCUCCCCAUCUGCAGCCGACAUGCUGGUGGCCAGGUGCAUGUCCAGGGUCGCCGGGUCCCCUUCCCCAUUGCCAGCCCCUGACCCUGCACCUGAGUCUGAACCAACUGCUGAGGAGGGGGCACUGGGUCCCCCCGAGCCCAUCCCAGGGACAGCCCAGCCUGUGAAGAGGAGCCUGGGCAAGGUGCCCAAGUGGCUGAAGCUUCCAGCCAGCAAGAGGUGAGAGCCACCAGCCCAAGGUGCCCACUCUGCCACCCACAGGACCACCUCCCCUGCCAGUAGGAAUAAAGACUUGUGCAACCCUCAA